CCUUAACUUUUCCAUCUAGGUUUUACAACAAGGCCCAUUUGGGUAUUUUACAAGUGUAUUUAAAACCCUAGAAAUGUUAUCAACACUGAAUCUAGGGUUUGCCGUUAGUUGCAGAGGGGAGCUAAGCUAAGCCAGAGACAGCAGGAGCACAACCUACACAGCCGUCGCCAUGGGUCGUAUGCACAGUCGCGGUAAGGGUAUCUCGGCUUCAGCUUUGCCUUACAAGAGAACACCACCAAGUUGGCUCAAGAUCUCUUCUCAGGAUGUUGAGGAGAACAUUUGCAAAUUUGCAAAGAAGGGGCUUACUCCUUCUCAGAUUGGUGUAAUUCUCCGUGAUUCUCACGGUAUUGCUCAAGUUAGGAGUGUUACUGGUAGCAAAAUCUUGCGUAUCCUCAAGGCUCAUGGUCUUGCGCCUGAAAUCCCUGAGGAUUUGUACCAUCUUAUCAAGAAGGCUGUAGCAAUUAGGAAGCAUUUGGAGAGGAACAGAAAGGAUAAGGAUUCCAAGUUCCGUUUGAUUCUUGUUGAGAGCAGGAUUCACAGGCUCGCACGCUACUACAAGAAAACAAAGAAGCUUCCUCCCGUCUGGAAAUACGAAUCAACCACUGCUAGCACUUUGGUGGCCUAGGCUAGAUAUGAUGCGCAGCCAAGUUUUGGGAUAUUCUGAGUAGAUGUUAUACUCUUAUGGAUCUUAUUGCGGUUCGUAAGGUUUAGAAAAUUUCUUGUGGCCAAUAACUUUCAUGUACCAAACAUUUGCUUCUUUGAGCUUUUCUGGAUUUCCUUUUAACAAUUGGAGCUUAUUGUGUUUAGCUUUGUUAAAACAUUCGCAAUUAUUAUCGUGUCAUUUUGGUUA
This is a messenger RNA of Ricinus communis (castor bean), 850 nucleotides long. RefSeq names its product 40S ribosomal protein S13. Gene Ontology annotation, cellular component: nucleolus; ribosome; cytosolic small ribosomal subunit. Bases 170 to 625 code for a protein of 151 amino acids. Gene Ontology annotation, molecular function: structural constituent of ribosome; small ribosomal subunit rRNA binding. Gene Ontology annotation, biological process: translation. Lineage: Eukaryota; Viridiplantae; Streptophyta; Magnoliopsida; Malpighiales; Euphorbiaceae. The record is from RefSeq and is a predicted model, not a curated record. The transcript is spliced from 5 exons.